Messenger RNA from Microcebus murinus (gray mouse lemur), 3962 nucleotides. NCBI's taxonomy places the organism in Eukaryota, Metazoa, Chordata, Mammalia, Primates, Cheirogaleidae. The record is from RefSeq and is a predicted model, not a curated record.
UCUGCGGGUGCUCAGGUCCAUCCCCGCAUCUGUCUAGCAAUAGGACACCUGGCAUUAGGACGCCUAGUAUUGGGGUGCCCAGAAUUAAGAUGCCCAGCAUCAGCACGCCCAGCAGUAGGACGCCCAGCAUCAGGACGCCCAGCAGUAGGACACCCAGUAUCAGGACACCCAGCAGUAGGACGCCCAGCAUCAGGACGCCAAGCAGUAGGACACCCAGCAUCAGGACGCCCAGCAGUAGGACGCCCAGCAGUAGGACGCCCAGCAUCAGGACGCCCAGCAGUAGGACGCCCAGCAUCAGGACGCCCAGCAGUAGGACGCCCAGCAUCAGGACGCCCAGCAUCAGGACGCCCAGCAUCAGGACACCCAGCAGUAGGACGCCCAGCAUCAGGAUGCCCAGCAGUAGGACGCCCAGCAGUAGGACGCCCAGCAUCAGGACACCCAGCAGUAGGACACCCAGCAUCAGCACGCCCAGUAUCAGGACGCCCAGUAUCAGGACACCCAGCAUCAGCACGCCCAGUAUCAGGACGCCCAGCAGUAGGACACCCAGCAGUAGGACGCCCAGCAUCAGCACGCCAAGCAGUAGGACGCCCAGCAUCAGGACGCCCAGCAUCAGGACACCCAGUAUCAGGACACCCAGCAGUAGGACACCCAGCAUCAGCACGCCCAGUAUCAGGACACCCAGCAGUAGGACACCCAGCAGUAGGACGCCCAGCAUCAGCACGCCCAGCAGUAGGACGCCCAGCAUUAGGACACCCAGCAUCAGCACGCCCAGCAGUAGGACGCCAAGCAGUAGGACGCCCAGCAUCAGCACGCCCAGUAUCAGGACACCCAGCAGUAGGACGCCCAGCAGUAGGACGCCCAGCAUCAGGACGCCAAGCAUCAGGACGCCCAGCAUCAGGACGCCCAGCAGUAGGACGCCCAGCAUCAGGACGCCCAGAAUCAGGACGCCCAACAUCAGGACGCCCAGCAUCAGGACGCCCAGCAGUAGGACGCCCAGCAUCAGGACGCCCAGCAUCAGCACGCCCAGCAGUAGGACGCCUAGCAUCAGGACGCCCAGUAUCAGGACGCCCAGCAUCAGGACGCCCAGCAGUAGGACACCCAGCAGUAGGACGCCCAGCAGUAGGACGCCCAGCAUCAGGACGCCCAGCAGUAGGACACCCAGCAUCAGGACGCCCAGCAUCAGGACGCCCAGCAGUAGGACACCCAGCAUCAGGACGCCCAGCACUAGGACACCCAGCAUCAGGACGCCCAGCAGUAGGACACCCAGCAGUAGGACGCCCAGCAUCAGGAUGCCCAGCAUCAGGACGCCCAGCAGUAGGACACCCAGGAUCAGGACGCCCAGCAUCAGGACGCCCAGCAGUAGGACACCCAGCAUCAGGACGCCCAGCAGUAGGACACCCAGCAUCAGGACGCCCAGCAGUAGGACACCCAGCAGUAGGACGCCCAGCAGUAGGACGCCCAGCAGUAGGACGCCCAGCAUCAGGACGCCCAGCAGUAGGACGCCCAGCAGUAGGACGCCCAGCAGUAGGACGCCCAGCAUCAGGACGCCCAGCAUCAGGACGCCCAGCAGUAGGACACCCAGCAGUAGGACACCCAGCAUCAGGACGCCCAGCAGUAGGACGCCCAGCAUCAGGACGCCCAGUAUCAGGACACCCAGCAGUAGGACACCCAGCAUCAGCACGCCCAGUAUCAGGACACCCAGCAGUAGGACACCCAGCAGUAGGACGCCCAGCAUCAGCACGCCCAGUAUCAGGACACCCAGCAGUAGGAUGCCCAGCAUCAGGACGCCCAGCAUCAGGACACCCAGCAGUAGGACACCCGGCAUCAGGACACCCAGCAGUAGGACGCCCAGCAUCAGGACACCCAGCAUCAGGACACCCAGCAUCAGGACGCCCAGCAUCAGGACGCCCAGCAGUAGGACGCCCAGCAUCAGGACACCCAGCAUCAGCACGCCCAGCAGUAGGACACCCAGCAGUAGGACGCCCAGCAUCAGGACACCCAGCAGUAGGACGCCCAGCAGUAGGACGCCCAGCAUUGGGAUGCUGCUAUGGUUUAGAUGUUUGUCAUUGAAAUUUAACAGUAUUAAGAGGUGGGACAUUUAAGAGGUGAUUAGGUCAUAAGGGCGUCGUCCUUAUGGGUGGUAUAGAUGCCAUUAUAAAUGGGCAAGUUCAGCCCCCUCUAGUGUUGUCUGACCCUCAGUCUUGGACCCCCAGUCUUCAGAACUGUGACCCAAUACAUUUCUGUUCAUUGUAAAUUACCUUGUUUCAGGUUGUAGCAGCAGACAUGCAUUAGGACACCUGGUGUUAGGGUGUUUGGCAUUAGAAUGCCUGGCGUGAGGCUUGUAUGAAUUCACCAUCACUGACUUAACCAAGACUUAAUGUUGUACAUCUGUCUGUCUUAGUCACUUCAGGCUGCCACAACGAAGUACCAUAGACCGAGUGUAUUAAACAAUAGAAAUUUAUUUCUCAAAGUUAUGGAGGCUGGAAGUACGAGAUCCAGGAGUGGGCAGGGCUGGUUCCCCCUGAGGCCUCUCUCCUUGGCUUGUAGGUGCUGUCUUCUCUCCCUGGUCCUCACGUGGCGAGAGGGGUGAGGGAGCUCUCUGGGGUCCCUUUUACCAGGGCACUGAUCCCAUUCCUGAGGCUCUACCUCAUGGCCUAAUCACCCCCAAAUACCCCACUGCCUCAUAUUAAACACCAUCCCCUGGGGGUUAGGAUGUCAACACAUGAAUUUGGAAGGACUCGUUCAAUCUGCAGCAGCACCACACUUCCAGGCUUUGGCUCUCAUAAGCAAUGUUGUAACAAGUACCCUUGCACUUAUAUUCUGUCAUUUGUUCAAUGUUUAUUGAGUUCUCUCUGAGCUACACAUAGAGACAGGCUCUGUCCCGAGGAAGCGUGCAUUCGGGUGUGGGAGACAGCAAUAAACAAGUAACCCUGCACAGGCUUCUAAGAAAAAAGCUCUUCUCGCAUCCAAAGAAAUAAAAAUAGACAGGUAAAGAAGCACUGGACCUGGAGGUGGUGAUUAGUGCUGCUCGGGAAAUUAAGCAGGCGGGGGCUGGCCUUGGGGGUCUGCUCUGGGGUGGGCACUGCAGUGGCCGUGGCCGGGGGUCUUUCAGGAACCGUUAUAUUCCUGUUGGCUUGUCUAUAAGAUGGACUCUGGCCAAAGGCUGCCCACAGCUAAAAUUCCUCUGACACCCGUUUCCAAGCUGCCCCCUAAAGAGGUCACGUGACUCUACCUCCCCAAAAGUACACCGCAAUACGGUCACACACCCCUAAACACAGGGUUUGCCAAUGACUGCUGAUCUAAGGACAAAGUUCAUUUCAUUUUUAGUUACAUUUUUUGAGUAAGAGUGUGACUCGACAACUUUCAUACACUCGGUAAAAAUUUUGAGUAACUGGUAGUAAUUGCCAUUCAUGUUUGUUUAUGAUUUAUAUGUUUCAGGUGAAUUUUCUGUCGUUCACUAAUGCCUUUCCCUCUGCGCCGCUUGCCCUUUGACGUCACGAUGUCCCGAGGUGUCUUCCCGUGCAUGUUUGUGUGGUCGGACCCGGCAGGGCUGGCUGGUGUGGCUUUCUCCUUACAGCUUGCGUCCCUGCCUCUUUCCCGUGCCUGGUAAUUUUUGACUGGGUGCCAGACAGUGUGAAUUUUACCCCACUGGGGGCUGGCUUUCUUUGUUUUCCUGAAUAUACUGUUGAGUUUUGUUCUGGAUGUGGCCAAUUCGCUGUCUUGUUUUUCGGCUUUAUUAGGUGGGAUCAGCGCAGAAUUUAGUCUGAGGAUGCUUUUCCCCACAGUCGAGUUCGUGCCCUUUUCAUUACUCUGACUGAUGCCUGUGAUUUACGACUUUUUUCUCUCUCUGUUGGAAACACUCUAGUUAAAAAGGCAGAGAUUGUCAGGUUGGAUGAAAAGUCAAGACCCAGGCCAGGCUCAGUGGCUCAUGCCUGUAAUUCCAACACCUUGGGAGGCUAAUG